This is a messenger RNA of Acanthosepion pharaonis, 1077 nucleotides long. The record is from the annotation of a GenBank genome assembly. Lineage: Eukaryota; Metazoa; Mollusca; Cephalopoda; Sepiida; Sepiidae.
AUGUCUCUAUUUUUUUUCUUGGUCUUAAUCGCCUUUCUUUCUCUUUCUGACUUUUGCUGCCUGGUGGCUACCAUCAGUGGGGCUCAAGGUACUCACUCACCAUACAACCUGCACAUCGAUUCAACUUGCCUAAUAAAUCAUGGAGGUCAUUACUCUUUCCAACAUUACUAUCUAAUUUUGGCUGAAGCAUUCUUUUUCUUCUUUUUCCAUCUGUGUAUAAAAGUUUGUUUUUCUUCCUUAAGUCUCACUUUUUUUUCCUUAUCUCUUUCACUUCUGGUCACUCACUUUCUUUUAUUUCACUCUUCUACUAGUCUCUCAUUUUCUCUUUAUUGCUCUCUCUCUUUCUCUGUACCACUGAUCUCCAGUUUUUUCUUUUUUUCUUUCUCUUCCUCUAGUCUUCCAUUUUUUCUUUAUCUCCACUUUUCACUCUCCCAUUUUUUCUUUAUUUCUAUCUCUCUCCUCUCAUACUUCAUUUUCUCUUUUUCUUUCUCUCUACUCUUACUUUCCUUUUUUUUUUCAUUAUUUUUUUCUCUCUCUCUCUCUCUCUCAAACUUCAGUUUUCUCUUUAUCUCUAUCACUCCUAUUCAUUCCUUGCUGAAUCUUUUUUUUAAUUUUCCCUUCUCCCUUAACUAUCUUUUUCUCACUCUCUCUCCAUUUCUCUUUUUCUCACUCUCUCUCUCCAUUUCUCUUUUUCUCACCCUCUCUCCAUGUCUCUUUUUCUCACCCUCUCUCCAUUUCUCUUUUUCUCACCCUCUCUCCAUGUCUCUUUUUCUCACCCUCUCUCCAUUUCUCUUUUUCUCACCCUCUCUCCAUGUCUCUUUUUCUCACUCUCUCUCCAUGUCUCUUUUUCUCACUCUCUCUCCAUUUCUCUUUUUCUCACUCUCUCUUCAUUUCUCUUUUUCUUACUCUUUUCAGUUUUUGUUUGUUUCUUUCCUUAGUAUCUGUUUUAUUUCUCUCUUUCUCUCACGUGCAUCUGCCACUUUCUCUCUUCCACUCUUUCUAUUUUUUUUCUUUUACUUGAAUGAUGAAUAUUUAAAAAGUUGGUUUAGACUAGUGAUGGCAUCAAAAAGAUUUUAA